Triticum turgidum subsp. durum (durum wheat) is the source of this 1296-nucleotide messenger RNA. The record is from the annotation of a GenBank genome assembly. Lineage: Eukaryota; Viridiplantae; Streptophyta; Magnoliopsida; Poales; Poaceae.
AUGGCGCAGCCGCAGCCGCAGCAGCGGGUCUACCAAGCUUGGAAAGGGAAUAAUAGGUUCUUCCUCGGAGGGAGAUUGAUAUUCGGGCCCGAUGCCAAGUCCCUGCUCGUCUCGGUUGCGCUCAUCGUGGUGCCGGUUCUCGUCUUCUGCGCCUUCAUCGCACCGCACCUGCUUCACCGAUUCUCCGACUACAACGCAGGAUACGCGAUUCCUGCGGUGGCAGUCGGGUUCAUGAUCUAUGUGCUUCUGUUGCUGCUGAUCACCUCGGCUCAGGAUCCUGGUAUCGUGCCCCGUGCAUCGCAUCCACCAGAGGAAGAUUUUGCGUAUGGCAAUCCGUUAGCUGGGGAAACACCGGGCAGGCUGCAGUUUCCCCGUAUAAAGGAAGUGAUGGUUAAUGGGAUGCUUGUGAAGAUAAAGUAUUGCGACACCUGCAUGAUUUACCGGCCUCCUCGGUGCUCGCACUGUUCGAUAUGCAACAACUGUGUGGAGCGAUUCGAUCAUCAUUGCCCCUGGGUUGGACAAUGCAUUGGUCAGCGCAAUUACCGAUACUUUUUCCUAUUUGUUUCUUCCUCGACUCUUCUUUGCAUUUAUGUCUUUGCCAUGUCGGCUCUACACAUCAAGUUUCUCAUGGACGGAGACUAUCCUACAGUAUGGAAGGCUUUCAAACACUCUCCAGCUUGCUUGGUGCUUAUGAUAUAUUGUUUCAUUGCUCUCUGGUUUGUUGGUGGGCUCACUGGAUUUCAUUCAUAUCUCAUUAGCACUAACCAGACGACAUACGAGAAUUUUCGGUACAGAGCAGACAGCAGGCCCAACGUCUAUGACCGAGGAUGUCUGAAUAACUUCCUGGAAGUCCUGUGCAGCAAGGGGAAACCUUCCAAGCACAGGUUCCGAGCCUAUGUUCAAGAGGAGGUACGCGCUCCAGUGGUUAACUUCGGUAGGCAGAUGGAGGAGGAACCAGCUGGCGGCCCUCGCGCAAAGGUAGAAGACGAUCCUGAGAUUGGCAGCGAUCUCCUGAAGAUCUCUCGGCGGCGCAACUACGAGGACGUUGACGUCGAAAUGGGGAACCAGGACGACGGUGAGAAGGAAGGCAUGGGCGACGCCAAACUGGCGGCGGGUUCGGGAUCGCAGAUCCCUGCGGUCGGGAGCGAGGUGCGGGUGCGGCACUCGAGCUGGGACCGGAGGAGUGGGAACUGGGACAUGUCGUCGGACGUGAUCGGAAGGAGCGCAUCGGAUGUGCUUGGAAGAAGCGCUUCGCUCACCGAGGCUGCGCCGCGGUCUCAAAGAGAAACUCACUAG